This is a messenger RNA of Spea bombifrons (plains spadefoot toad), 2569 nucleotides long. RefSeq names its product tripartite motif containing 16 (gene TRIM16). The transcript is spliced from 6 exons. The coding region runs from base 277 to 2214 and encodes 645 amino acids. NCBI's taxonomy places the organism in Eukaryota, Metazoa, Chordata, Amphibia, Anura, Pelobatidae. The record is from RefSeq and is a predicted model, not a curated record. Gene Ontology annotation, molecular function: protein binding; zinc ion binding.
UCUCAAUGUUUGUGUUGGGGAGAGGAUUACAAAAGCACAGGAUUUGCACCUUCAGGUUUUUGUAUGAUUAAUUAAAUGUUGGUUGCUAGAAGGAAAUCUCAAGUUUAAAACCCUUUGCCAAAAGUUAUUAGUGAACCUGUCCCCACUUUCUGCAGGGAGUCAAGGGGUUAAAGAGUCGCUGGCAGCUUUCCCGUCAGGUGUGGCUUGUGUGUGAAACCUGACCUCCUGCGAGAGACGGGAAAGUUACCGACUUCCACCGCCAGAAACUCUUUGGUCAUGGCGGACGCUAACAUCACCCCAAAGCCGGUCUCCAAAUGCCAGAGCUGCGAAGAGUUCUCUGCCAUGAAAUUCUCCGACGGCAGCAAAGAACUGAAAUACUGCAAAAGCCACUCCGUUUCCCAGCUGGGGGCAUUAAGCGGAUCAGCAAAGGAACCAGUCGUGGACCCUGGAAAUUUCACCCCUUCCCCAGAAGGAAAGACAGCGGAAGAGAAGAGCGCCGAAGACCCCAUCGACGACGCCGACAAAGUCCUGUGUGACUUCUGCCUGGAGCAGAAGGUCGCGGCCGUGAAGACCUGCUUGACCUGCAUGGUGAACUACUGCGAAACGCACCUGAAACCCCAUUUAAAUAACCCCAAACUGCAGAGCCACCGGGUGGUGGAGCCGGUGAACGACGCCGACCUGAGAACAUGCAGCAUCCACAACAAGGGCUUGGACUGGUUCUGCCAAGAGGACCUGGCGUGUCUGUGUGAAGACUGCGCCGCAGAGAAGCACGCCGGCCACGCCACCAUCACCUGCGUCGCCGCGAAGAAAGAGAAAGAGGCUGAAGUUCAGCAGGUCAUGUCGGACUACGAGUGGAAGCUGUCGUCCGCGGAGAACGCUAUUGUUAAGCUGGAAGCCAAUACCGCGUCCAUCCAGAACUCUGUUGGCGAAGCCCGGAGAGCCAUCGACCUUCAGUUUGCAAACCUUCAAGACGCUGUGAAGAAAGCCCACUCCAAAGUCAUCGAGUUUCUGGAACAGAGAGAGCGAGCGUCCCUCAACCAAGCCGACGGCAUCAAGACUCACCUGGAACAGAAGUGCAACGAACUCAAGAAGAGCAAAGCCAAGGUGGAGAGAAUUGCCAGCCGGAGGAAUGAAUUCUAUUUCCUCCAGGAGUACUGCGAGUUCAAGAAAGCAAAAGGAGACGACACGCUGCCCAGCGUUUACAUCGGGCUGAAAGACAAGCUGUCGGGAAUCCAAAAGGUUAUUACAGAUUCCACGGAGAAAAUUAUCCAAGCGCUCCAAACUUCAUACACGGAGAAACUCCAUGAGUUCGCCAAGGAAGAGGAUCUUGGCAUUAAGACAGUGGUGUCCGCCUUAGUUCCAGCCAAGCACCGGAUAUCCGCGCCCGAACCUUCCACCCGGGAGGACUUUCUGAAAUAUACCUCCAACGUUACUUUGGAUCCAGACAGCGCUCAUCGGUUUCUCAGGUUGCUACAGGAUAACCGCAAAGUCACCAACUCUGCCCCCUGGCAGCACCAAUAUCCCGAGCACCCGGAGAGGUUCGAGCACUGGCGUCAGGUCCUCAGCGAGGAGAGCUUUUAUAUGGGCAGGCAUUAUUUCGAGGUUGAGUUCAAAGGCGAAGCCAUCCACAUUGGGGUGACCUACAAAUGUAUCGACAGGAAAGGAUCGGAGAGCAACGGCAACAUCACCGGGAAUGAUUUCUCGUGGACCUUGAAAUGGAACGGAAAAGAAUUCUCUGCGUGGCAUAGCGACGUAGAAACGCCUCUGAAGACGGAAAAAUACACCAGGGUGGGCGUAUAUGUGAACUACCAGGGGGGAACGGUGGCAUUUUACGGCGUCACCAACACCUUGAAACUUCUGCACCAGUUUGAGGGUAAUUUUGCAGAACCUCUGUAUGCAGCCUUCUGGCUCCCCAAAAAAGAAAACUCUGUGACGGUGAUUGCACCGGACAACAUGUCUUUGCCCCAAACCGCUUCUUCAUCUCCCGUGGAAGCAUCAUCAUCAUCAUCUCCAAUGGCUUCAGAAGGAUCUUCUUCCAACACAAAGGCCGAGGUCUUGGUGAACACCACAGUUCACACCAUCAGAGUGGAGACUAGCAACGUCACCGACUCCGCCAACCCUACGACAGCAACACAAUCUUCCAAUGUUAUCCUUAUCCAAACAUCUUCAGAACCGAUGACGGAACCGACCACUGCCAAAGUUACCACCGUUUAGACUUUUGUUGGUUAAAUGUCAUUGUCCUCAACAAAAUAAUCAGUCGCAUACCUUGCGUGACAUUGUUGUCCAAACAGCUUCAAGAGGACGAGGUCAAAGAUAUGUACUGCACUGAAUGGCUUCAACGUAAGUGUUAAGUUAUGAUAGACCAAAUGGAUUGCGCAAUCUCCGAUAACGUAAACACUGACAUUUUCUCUUACGCUUUAAUAUUAACCUCUUCACAACCAUUAACGUUUUUAAGACACAGCUUUGUAUCUGACAAUAAAGAAAAUAAAAUGGAAACAUUUAGCGUAUUUAAGUCGAUGUCUUAUAAUAAGUAUCUUUACUAGAAAUAAAAGCUUUUUAGUCUCAGAAA